This is a messenger RNA of Lycium barbarum (goji berry), 339 nucleotides long. RefSeq lists its product as uncharacterized. NCBI's taxonomy places the organism in Eukaryota, Viridiplantae, Streptophyta, Magnoliopsida, Solanales, Solanaceae. The transcript has a single exon. The record is from RefSeq and is a predicted model, not a curated record. Bases 1 to 339 code for a protein of 112 amino acids.
AUGGCGAGAACACGAGCGACAGCAGCUAGAGGUAGAGGUGGAGGCAGAGGAGCUGGCAGAGGGACAGCCCCAGCUGGGGGAGGCAUCCCAGUGGUUGACCCCGUACCUCCAGUGUUUCCCAACGAGGCAGCGGGAGAUGCAGCCGCACCAGCCCAACCAGCAGCAGUGCCAGUUCCACCAGGAGCUGCGGCUACUCAGGGUAUACCAGACGCUAUGGCACAGGUGCUGAAUUGGUUACAUGGGUUAGCACAGGCCGGAGCUAUACCAGCUGGUCCAGCAGGUAAGGGUGCAGGGGUAGCAUCCCCAGGUCCGGACAGAGCACAGUCUCCGGGGGUUUAG